UUAUCAACUGACAAGUAACGAAUCGCGCCUAACUUCACUCGGUUAUGAUUUACCACUUUGGUAAACACAAAACUUUUUAAUUACUUUUUUAAAAAUACUUUUAAAACGUAAGAUAAGAUAAUAAACUGAUAAUAAAAACAGUGAUCCAGCAAAAAACAACCCAAAAGUCUUCAAAAUCGAUAAAAAUGUCUUGCAACCACUUCCGAUAUAUACAAGGGGUGUCAAAAAACAUCCGUGCUUUCUCAACCACAUCAACUAAUAAAGAUGCCUGGCUCUCAAAAAUUUUCGUGCGAAAAAUAGAACCAACGAAGGAGUCUCACAGCCGCAUGUUAAGUGAUAAAGAAAUUGUUUAUUCGUUACAAACGCAUAAUUUUCGGCCCGAUUCGAAAAAGGAGUAUUUAACAAACGUUAAAAACACCUUAGAUUUAGUAAAAUCGCAAGAAUCGUUAUCGGAAGCCGUCGAAUUAGUGGGUUCUUGGACCGUAAACGUCGGCGAUCAAGACCAAGCGUUGCAUUUGUGGUCGUUUAAGGGAGGAUUUGAAAAAAUCGAUUCCGCCAACACCAUUUUGUCUAGUAAUAAGGAUUAUACAAAGCUUUGGGACGAACAGGGGAAAUUAGUCCGUUCGAGACACUUACAAUACUUGUUGGCGUUUAGUUAUUGGCCCCAAAUUAAAUUGAGAGGGGGUAAUAACAUCUAUGAGAUUCGUUCGUACGCUUUAAAACCGGGCACGAUGAUCGAAUGGGGUAAUAAUUGGGCUCGAGCGAUUAAUCAUCGUCAAAAUAAUAACGAGGCGUUCGCUGGGUUUUUUUCGCAAAUUGGGAGAUUGUAUAAUGUGCAUCAUAUUUGGAGUUAUGAAAAUUUGCAAGCUCGCAGGGAGACGAGGGAAAGUGCUUGGCGUAAUCCGGGGUGGGAUGAGUGCGUUGCUUAUACGGUUCCGUUGAUUAGAGAGAUGCAUUGUCGCAUUUUGGAACCCACCCAAUUCUCUCCAACUCAAUAAAUUAAGCUUAAUUGAAUUAAAUAAGCUUUUUUGUUUACUUUAUAAGAUGAAAAUGUUAAUUUGUGAUGUCGAAUUUUGUUAUAUUGGGUCGUAAUUGUAUAUAAAUAUGUUAAUAAAUUAAAUUUGCUCAUCUUUUUUUCUCCAAAAAUUUUUUUGAGGUUAAUUUGUGACAGGAGAGGUUAAAAGGGGUUAUGUUGUUAUUCAUUAAACCUCAUUAAAUGGGGUUCAUAUCAUAAUUGUAUGAUAUAUAAAUAUGUUAAUAAAUAAAAUUUGCUCACCUUUCUUUCUAC
This is a messenger RNA of Onthophagus taurus, 1288 nucleotides long. It is a transcript of the gene Nipsnap, whose product is annotated as protein nipsnap. NCBI's taxonomy places the organism in Eukaryota, Metazoa, Arthropoda, Insecta, Coleoptera, Scarabaeidae. Gene Ontology annotation, cellular component: mitochondrion. The record is from RefSeq and is a predicted model, not a curated record.